This is a messenger RNA of Branchiostoma floridae (Florida lancelet), 2730 nucleotides long. Its product is annotated as E3 ubiquitin-protein ligase pellino homolog 1-like. The transcript has 8 exons. The record is from RefSeq and is a predicted model, not a curated record. Gene Ontology annotation, molecular function: protein binding; ubiquitin protein ligase activity. NCBI's taxonomy places the organism in Eukaryota, Metazoa, Chordata, Leptocardii, Amphioxiformes, Branchiostomatidae. Gene Ontology annotation, biological process: protein polyubiquitination; regulation of Toll signaling pathway. Bases 293 to 1627 code for a protein of 444 amino acids.
AGAUUUGGCGAGAUUCGUAGAAAGAAGCGAAGCAGACAUCCAAGUCGGACGAUUUGUUGCUUUGUUUCCACACACUUCUCACGUCGUUUGCUGGCUUUCUUGGAGAUAUCUCAAGACUCUUUGGUCAGAAUAUGUUUCCUUGGCUUUCUUAUGCUCCAAUGAUGACGUAAAGUUUGCGUGGAUCUCACGUGGAGAGCGGGAAAAGGUAUUAUUUCUGCCCGUCAGACGACGUUUUUUUGAGUCAAGUGAGGGCAGCCAGCCAUCAGUAGUUCCGUCAGAGGGCCAGCAGGCGAUGCCAACAAGUGACAGUGAACGCUGUGAAGCAAAGAAACUGAAGACAGAGGCCCAGCACAUGAGCACAGAAGAGAACGGAGAGGUACCAUCAUCACCUGAGAAGGCGCAGCUCAAAUACGGAGAACUUGUAGUACUGGGGUACAAUGGGUCACUUCCGUAUGGAGAGAAGGGUCGUCGCAAGACACGCUUCACGUUAUUCAAGAGAGCAGCAGCCAAUGGGGUCAAGCCAUCCACCCAUCACAUUGCCAAAACACCACAGGCAUCUAAGAUUGUAGCAGACAAGUCCCACCACAGUGUGUCGUACACGUUAUCACGGAACCAGACUGUGGUAGUGGAGUAUGUACGAGAUGAGGACACAGAUAUGUUCCAGAUUGGCCGAUCAACAGAGCCACCUAUAGACUUUGUAGUGAUAGACACCGUGCCGGGCAACAAGACUGCUGAGGACUGUAAAGUACAACAGAGCACCAUUUCUAGAUUCGCAUGUCGCAUUGUGGUAGAAAGAAACCCAACACAUACAGCAAGAAUCUAUGCUGCAGGCUUUGAUUCCUCCAACAAUAUCUUCCUGGGGGAAAGAGCAACUAAAUGGAAGAGACCAGAUAGCUCGAUGGACGGCCUGACGACCAAUGGAGUGCUAAUUAUGCACCCCACGGGAGGUUUUGGCCAGGAGUGCAAAGCUGGGGUCUGGAGGGAGGUGUCGGUGUGUGGCGGGAUCUACUCACUCCGAGAGACGCGACCAAACCCGCAGAGAGGCAAGCUGAUCGAUGACGAGUCCAACGUUCUCCAUGAUGGCACCCUGAUCGACUUGUGCGGGGCGACACUUCUCUGGCGCUCUUCGGCUGGGCUACAGAAAACUCCGACUCAUAAACAUAUUGAAGAGCUACGGAAAGAGAUCAAUGCAGCCCGGCCCCAGUGUCCUGUCGGCCUGAACACCCUGGCCUUCCCCACUCGCAGUAGGACCACCAAGGUGACUGAGGAGAAAGAAAGACAGCCAUAUGUCUAUCUCAACUGUGGACACGUUCACGGCCAUCACUUAUGGGGACAGAAGGAGAACGAAAACGGUGACCGAGAGUGUCCCAUGUGCCGCACGGUCGGGCCGUACGUCCCCCUGUACAUGGGGAACGAGCCCGCGUUCUACGUGGACUGUGGUCCCCCGACCCACGCGUUCUGUCCCUGUGGGCACGUGUGCUCGGAGCAGACGGCUCGCUACUGGGCGCAAGUACCACUGCCUCACGGAGUCCAUGCAUUCCACGCAGCCUGUCCCUUCUGUGCGACACAACUGACAGGAGAGCAGGGCUUCAUCAAGCUCAUAUUCCAGAAUGAUAUCGGGACGUAGUUAGAGCCCUGUAGGUAGGCAAGUUGGAUUCCCCCGGGUAGAUUAGUUAGGAUCAAUUUAAAAACUUAAGACCAACCCAAGAGGCAGGUUGUGUUCACUGUUACACCAGUCCAGUUAAAGAGGAGAGAAAGAAACGCCACUCGAGCACUACUGUAAUGUUGCCCUUCAGCGUCGUGGAAGUUCCAGCUUAAAAAGGACUUUCAAAGGGCUAACAAGACAUUCGUAUGAGUAGGAUGGUAAUGUAGUCGGCUACUGGAAAAGCUGCCAAUGCCUCCCUUCAGUAGAGUGUCAUGUUUCGCUGCAGCUGUAACAGAAAGAGCAAACCAAACCUUGCUGUCCACACUGGCAUUGCAAUGGUCUACGCAAGAUUGCAGUUCUGUUCAAUAUCCUUUCAAGAUCGUACAACAAUUUUCCGGAGAUGACUUUUGUUAAUUUGUAGUGCCAGAGUGAAUAUCAGGGUCAUAGCAAAGACAAGAAGAAUUUGCUGAUUCAAAAUAGUAUUGUCACAUUUUGAUGUGAAAUGUGUACUACCAGUUGUCCUUGUUUCUCACAAUUUUCUCCGUUUUAAGUGCUAAAGUGGCAACAACAUUAUGCAUGGUGGCGGAAAAAUUUCCAUUUUUUAUCAAUUGAUUAAUCAAUGAAUUAACUGACAAAUGAUUAUUAUAUUUAUUAAGUUCAUGAACAUUAUUUUGAUACAUUUUUUCAACACUUAAGUAAAUUAUGUAUAUGAACACCUUAAAAAUACACAGAAUAUGCCUAGACCAUGUGCUUAUGGUGAUGACUCUGAAAUCGGGGCCAUACCAGGAUAACAUGAACACUAAUGUAAAAGUUAAAGAAAAGCUAAACUUAAAAUCGAAAAGUCGACAUACUACGCAAAAUAAAAGUUUGCUGACGGCUAUUUGACUGACUGAUAACAUUUUGUGACUCCAGGACGUGACAUGUCCCCAUCAGUUAUGAUAUUGGAGCUGGCUUUUCGUACCUUGGAAACAUCCACUAUUUCUUCUAAUUCAUCAGAAUCCAUACUCGGGAAAGCCAGCUUGCCGUAUAUAUAGAAUACAACACGGUGUAUUCCGUAUCACCCAAGGUAUCAGCCCGACCCGCGG